GUGAAUUCCGUUGCAUUCCAUUGCCUUGCUUUGCCUUGCCUUCAUUCAUUUCAACUCAUCAAUACUUUCUUUUUGAGGUUUACAUUUUUACUCAACAGUUGUAUACAAAGAUCAUUUUUUAUUUUCAGUUGCCUUUGAUUGUGAAGUUACAAAGAACUAAACAAAGCUAAAAGCAGCUUUCCCCUGAAUCCUGAAUAUCUUCUUUUUUUAUAUUCUCUUCAUCUUUUACAUUCACACAAUCAAACCCUCGCUAAUUCACGCGGAAAACCUUGAAUGGCAGCUUUAUCAACUACAUCACACUCCUCUGCUGGCGGUGCUACUGCAUCAACACAAUCAAACGGCACAGGUGCUUUAGCUUCAGGAACACAACAAGCCAAUAGCACAAGCACAGCCGUUGGCACUGGUACAGAAGUCUGGUCCAGCUUGCUCAAGAGCGUCGCGUCCUCACGCCUUGUGCCCACAAAAGAUGUCAUCAUCCUUGGUGAUCCUCAUUCUGGAAAGUCAACACUGAUUGAACUUCUCAAGACAACUACCUCAUCCUCGAACACUCUUGCAAAAAAUGCUGAUGGCUCCAACGGAGCUGGUGUCCUUCCCUCUGGACCCAAUGGAGCCACCAACACUGGCAAUGGCUCUGCACCCGUCAUGGUUGAGAUGGGCACCAGCACAGGCGAAGAUAACAUGUUUACAGACGGACAAAAGAAGAAUGACCUUGCUCUUAGCUACUCUUUUUGGAAUGUUGAUGACGAGGAGAAUGAAGACACUGUGGCUAGGUUGGGUAUAUAUCAGAUUGCAGGAUCGCACAAGAGCUAUCAUGCGCUACUCAAGUAUUGCUUCAAUUCAAAAUCUAUUGCGGAUUCGAUUGUGGUAAUCGUCCUGGACUGGUCAAAGCCAUGGACAUUUAUGGAGACGCUAGAGCGCUGGGUCAGAGUCCUUGAAAUUGCCAUUCAGCAGAUUUGUCAGGAAGGAACCGCAGCUAAUGUGGCAUGGAGCAAAGGAAAGGCAUUGAUGGACGAGCUCCAGGAGAAGUUAACCCGCUUCCUUCAAGAAUAUACUGAGCCUCAAGCACAAUCUGCCAAUGGAGCAUCAACCUUUAGUGAAAGCCAAACAUUUGGUCUUGGAUCCACUGAUGCUGUACUCUUACCCUUGACUGAGGGUUGCCUUACCAACAAUACAGGAGUACCCAUCGUUAUUGUCUGCACAAAAUCCGAUCAUAUCAACAUCUUGGAACGCGAGUUGGAUUACAAAGAGGAGACGUUCGAUUAUAUCCAACAGUCUCUUAGAACCAUCUGCUUAAAAUACGGCGCAAGUCUGUUUUAUACCUCAAUUCAUCAUCCCCAUACGUUUGCUGAUCUUCGUCAAUAUAUCCUUCAUCGACUCUUGACUCCUCAGACCACCCAUAGCAGCAGUGGCACCGGCGCUAACACCCAGCAGCAGCAGCAGCAGCAGCAGCCUUCCUUAUUCCCUUUUAGACUUCGUGCACAGGUUGUGGAGCGUGAUCAAGUCAUGGUUCCUGCUGGCUGGGACACAAUUGGAAAGAUCAAGGUAUUGAGGAAUGGAUUUGACUGCGAGGGCGUAGCAGAAGGAUGGGACAUGGACAUGAAGGCAGCUGAAGGAGGGGCUCAGCAGCACCAGACAGAUGGACAUAAAGACACAGCUGGAGCUCGGCAGGUGUAUGAGGAAGUUAUCACAAAUCCAAAGCACAGUCAUGCGCCGGUAGCGAUACAACCAUUAAUUACAGCAGAAGAUGAUCAAAUAUUUUUGGACCGAUUCCUUGAAUUACAGCGUGCAAAUGAGCGUCCUAAUGGCACAUCUGCUAUGAGUGGAGGUCUUGGAUCACACGGUGUACAGAGUGGAUACCAUGGACCCCCUGUUGUGGGACCUCUCGGCUCUGGGUACAAUGCCAUGCUCAACAGUCACCAUUCCAGUCCACCACCAUCCAUGUCAUCAGCGCAUUCAGCUAUUGGUAGUGCAGGAGCACGAGCUGGGGUGAAUGGACAUGAUGCAGAUGAUAUUGAAGGACGUUUGAAGAGACUUGUGUCAAAGAAGCCCAAUGGAGGAGUAGGAGGUACUCAAUCAGGGUUGAUUGGUCCCGCUUUGACAGAUCAAGGACUGACAACAACUAAUUUUAUGAAAAUGAUGGAACAAGGACGACCAUCCGCAGGACCACCGCCUAUCGGUGUUGGUAGCGUCCCUCGAGCAGGUGGAGGAGCAGCUGGCACACUUGGUGGCGCCGCUGCAGCCAAUGGUCAAACGGAAUCUGCAGCUCUAUCCAAUUUCUUCCAGUCAUUGAUCACUCGCAAGGGGACUGGGUCUGGUAUUGCUGGAGCUGGAGCAGCCACUGGUGUAUCUUCGCCAUCAGCAGCGCCAGCUCCAGGAUCUCCGGGAUCAGGAAAUCAUGGUGCAUAGCGAGAAUAAAAAAUGGCAUCAAUCUUUUUUUUUCUGGCUACUGCAACCAGAAUCUGUGAGAUACAUGCUCUUUUUUAUUAUUAUUAACCAUAGCAGGAAGAAGAAUAUACGAAACGUUAUGAUAUGACAACGACCAUCUUCUGUAAACGAACACUCAAUAAAGAAUCAUGCAAU
This is a messenger RNA of Lobosporangium transversale, 2580 nucleotides long. Its product is annotated as dynein light intermediate chain-domain-containing protein. Lineage: Eukaryota; Fungi; Mortierellomycota; Mortierellomycetes; Mortierellales; Mortierellaceae. Gene Ontology annotation, molecular function: dynein heavy chain binding. Bases 274 to 2406 code for a protein of 710 amino acids. The record is from RefSeq and is a predicted model, not a curated record. The transcript is spliced from 6 exons. Gene Ontology annotation, cellular component: cytoplasmic dynein complex; centrosome. Gene Ontology annotation, biological process: microtubule-based movement; microtubule cytoskeleton organization.